Molecule: messenger RNA, 930 nt
Organism: Salvia miltiorrhiza (redroot sage)
Lineage: Eukaryota; Viridiplantae; Streptophyta; Magnoliopsida; Lamiales; Lamiaceae
Exons: 1
Coding region: 1-930 (309 amino acids)
Molecular function (GO): RNA-DNA hybrid ribonuclease activity; nucleic acid binding
Source: RefSeq, a predicted model, not a curated record
AUGUGGAGACUCUUGAAUAACCUUAUCCCUACGGCAGCAAACCUUAAGAGACAUGGAAUUCCGAUUGAUGGUAUUUGUGCAAGAUGCGGAGAUAGAUGGGACACUGAGCACAACAUUCUUCACUGCCCGAAGAGCCACAAAGUGUGGCGCGAGUCCAGUUUCUGGAAGGAGAUUCAACAGUCACAGGGGAUGGUGUUUGUUGACGUUGUUUCAAUGGUGUUUAAGAUCUGGAAUAGGGAGGGCUAUGACCUUUGGUGCAUCAUGGUGUGGCAGAUUUGGGUCAACAUCUGCAAAGAAGGCCAUAAAGAAGUUGCUGACAAGUUCGGGCAGGGCACCGACUGUGAUGUUUCCGAAGAGACUUGUGCGACCCUCCUUGAUGUUUUCAUUGAAGCACAGCCGACUUUCAGGGGUGAGGCUCUCCUUGGGGUUGAGCUUGGGAAGAACAAAUGGUUUCCACCCAGACCAGGCAUCUUUCGGGUUGACGUGGAUGCGAUGUUUGAUGAAGAGAAGGGGUGUUUUGGUGUUGGGAUCAUUGUGAGAGACCACGAGGGGCGUGUUUGCAAUGCCGUCUCAAAGAAAACGAAAGCCUCCUCAAGUGUGAUGAUGGCAGAGAUUAUGGCCAUUGUGCAUGGGAUUUUGGCAUGCAUUGAACUCGAGCUGGGGCAGGUUGAGCUUUUCACUAAUUCUUUGCUCGCGGCUCGAGCUAUGGCGACGCCCGAGGAAGACAAGACGUACCUGCCUGAUGACGUUUGUGACAUCCUUGGGGUGGCUCGCAAGAAUUUCCUCCUCCGGGUUAGCCACAUGUAUCGCUCGGCCAAUAGAGCCGCACAUAGUCUUGCGCAGUUUGCAAGAACUCUUGACAGUCCGUGCUGUUGGACGGAGAGUCUCCCUAGAUGGUUAGGGCCUUUUGUAAUUGACGACAUGGUUUGA